Molecule: messenger RNA, 987 nt
Organism: Apaloderma vittatum (bar-tailed trogon)
Lineage: Eukaryota; Metazoa; Chordata; Aves; Trogoniformes; Trogonidae
Gene: TFG
Product: TRK-fused gene
Exons: 8
Biological process (GO): COPII vesicle coat assembly; endoplasmic reticulum to Golgi vesicle-mediated transport
Cellular component (GO): endoplasmic reticulum exit site
Molecular function (GO): identical protein binding
Source: RefSeq, a predicted model, not a curated record
CUUCCUGUUUUCUGGCACUGAUAGUGCAUGGCGGCUUAUCCUAACUCUGUCUUGAAGUGAGGUGGGAAAUCCGUCCAACGACUUAGCAUCAGUAAGACGGACAAGGUCUGCAGGUAAUAAGGAAUCCACCAUGAAUGGGCAGCUGGACUUAAGUGGAAAGCUAAUCAUCAAAGCUCAGCUUGGGGAAGAUAUUAGGAGAAUUCCUAUUCAUAAUGAAGAUAUCACCUAUGACGAGUUGGUGCUAAUGAUGCAAAGAGUUUUUAGAGGGAAACUUCUGAGCAAUGAUGAAGUCACGAUAAAAUAUAAAGAUGAAGAUGGAGAUCUUAUAACAAUUUUUGAUAGCUCAGAUCUUUCCUUUGCAAUUCAGUGCAGUAGGAUACUUAAGCUGACAUUGUUUGUGAAUGGACAACCAAGACCCCUAGAAUCUAAUCAGGUGAAAUACCUGCGUCGAGAGCUGAUAGAACUUCGCAAUAAAGUCAAUCGCUUACUGGACUGUUUAGAACCACCAGCUGAACCAGGGCUUUCCACUAAUCUGCCUGAAAGUGAUGCUGUAGACGGUAGGGAAGAAAAGCCAGCUGCUGCUGACUCUAAUGUGAAGCCAUCUACACAAGUUAUAGCAGCAAGCAUGUCUGCAUUUGAUCCGCUAAAGAACCAGGAUGAAAUUAGCAAGAAUGUCAUGUCAGCAUUUGGCUUGACAGAUGAUCAGGUGUCAGGACCACCCAGUGCCCCUGCAGAAGAACGAUCAGGAACACCGGACAGCAUCGCUUCCUCCUCUUCUGCAGCCCAUCCCCCUGGUGUUCAGGCACAGCAGCCACCGUACCCCGGAACACAGCCACAGACUGGUCAGGUGGAAGGUCAGAUGUACCAACAGUACCAGCAGCCAGGCUAUCCCGCUCAGCAGGCGCAGGCUCAGCCCCAGCAGCAGUACGGGAUGCAGUACCCAGCAGGCUACAGCCAACAGCAAACCCCCUCGCAGCCAGCCCAGCA